CGAUUUCGUCUCUUCACGCUGCAAUAGAGCCGUAGCAUGUCUCUAAACUUUGAUUUCACAUUAAACUAUUCAUUUUUAUAUUCUCAUUCCCAUCGUUUUCUCCCUCAUCCUAGGCGGGCGUGCUCUUUUAGUUCCCUCCUAGCCGCUGUCACAUCGCUAAAUAGAGCAAAGCGAGCACCCUUAACGGCAAUAUUAGCUCAAGACGACCCCUGAAACACUUACCCAAGACAACACACCUGCCCAUCGCAGAUUAUCCGGUACGGAUCCGCCCGCAUUGUAAUUAUAAAUUGGAUCCUUUACCUUUUUACAAUUGGACAGAACAUCAUGAAGGUUCAUUUACGUCCGCGGAGACAAUCCUACCUCUUCGCAGCCUUGUCUAAUCCCCAAUUAACCCUCAGCUUUCCCUUGGCAGCUGUCUCCAGCCUUACCUUAUAAUCCAGCGCGUCCCCUGAUGUACUCUGACAGGCACAAGAGACGGUAUACCGUCCAGUCACAACAGCAACGCACCUCGCCAUCAUGAGAAACCCGCUAACGUCGUGGUUGGCUCGCGCCGUGUUGACUUUGCUGUUUGCUACCGGACUUGCGGCAUCUAGCUUCCUUCCGACGGGCACCACCUACUGGUUUUUUCAACGUUCUUUGGUUGCGAAAAAUUGGCUGUAUAUUGACGGCGGCGAGAUUUGGGGGACAUGGGGCCAUGCCGGCGCCAAUGCCAGUGUUCAGUGGAAUGAACAGACCUUCGCGAUCGACCUCUCCAAAUCUUGGACGACAGACUCGGUUGUCCCUGUCAAGUCGAAUAAAACCUCAAGCGUACCACUUGGAAAGCGACCUGACUUGUGGUACGACCCAAAAAAAGACACGGUUCUAUCCGUAGCUGGUCUGCAAUAUAAAAAAAACGGAGGCUCCUUUUAUUUGAGCCCCCCCCAAGAAUGGGAGUUCCAACCCAAAGACGAUGGAAGCGUUAGCUGGUCUCUCCACACCGGAGACUCGGACGGCCCUGCUGCACAUCUUCAAACCUGUUCUGGACAAUAUGUAACGACACCCGACGCUCACUUUAUACAUGGAGGCUUCUACUAUAGCUACGGCGACAAUGGUAAAACCAUUAGCCAAGCAUUGGAUCAGAUGUUUAUCAGUAACUUUACUUCGGACAAAUACGAAAAUACGACAUUGUCGAAUACCCUGAAUACCCUUCGAACCGACGGCGAGGGACAGUACGUUCCGGUCUUUGGGACUGACGGGGUCAUACUCUAUUUUGGGGGCCAAACUCCUACAGACCCCAGUAUGCGUACCUUGGUCCCAGCAGCACUCGACGUAAUCACAGUCUAUGAUAUCGGAUCUAAGAAGUUUUACCAGCAAGCGGCGACGAAUGCGCCUGCUAGUCGUAUGAAUUUCUGCUCCGCUUCUGCAGGUACGCCAGGUAAGAACGGGACGUACGAGAUUUUCAUAUUCGGAGGGAGAUAUUCCUCGUUCGAUCAUGGGGAGCGUAAAGAUGAAGUUCUGCAAAAGGUAUUCAUCCUUACCUUGCCAGCCUUCACAUGGAUAGAAGCGCCCAACCAAGCGGAGCAUUGGCGCACGACACAUACUUGCGCCCGAAUAAAUAAUCGCCAAAUGAUCAGCAUCGGUGGUAUCCCAGGCGAUAAUCUGGGUAAUAUACCCUCGAUGACGGAGGGGGACGCAUUGCCGAACGGACUGGUUCUUUUCGAUAUGACGACUUUGGAGUGGACGACCAAAUACGACCCUAACGCCGCGGCCUAUAAGCCAGCCGAUAUAGUGACAGCCAGCUAUAAGGCGACGGGGACUUACCCUCAGCUAUGGAAUGACCCGGCACUAGAGCAAAUCUUCGUGAGAAAGGAUGCUUCCCAGAACCCAUCCGGAACCUCAACGGGAACAUCUACGGGAACCUCUACGGGAACCCCAACUGGAACCCCAACUGGUAUUGGUAGUAAUGACAAGUCGACUUCGACUAAUAUAGAUGGAGAAGCUCCGAAAUCCAAAGCGCCCAUUGGAGCCAUUGUAGGGGGCGUCAUCGGAGGCGUGGCUGUUCUUGCCAUUCUCGCGGCCGUCAUCUUCUUCUGGCGGCGUAGAACACAACAGCAGAAGAACGUACCCCAAAUCGGUCCACAGAACAAGGAGUAUUACUCCGUUUCACAAGUACCACACGAUACGAGUGAAAUGUGGACUAUGGGUAACAUUCCCGAGACGUCGGGGAACCCCAUCCACGAACUACCAAACUCGGUCAAGAAAUUUGAAUUGGGACCGGGGAAAUAGAAUAUAAAUCUAUAUACAAACAUAACAGUAAUUAAUGGAGUUCAAACAACUAAUAAAAAUUCUCAUUCUGAUC
Messenger RNA from Pseudogymnoascus verrucosus, 2338 nucleotides. RefSeq lists its product as uncharacterized. Bases 517 to 2265 code for a protein of 582 amino acids. The record is from RefSeq and is a predicted model, not a curated record. The transcript has 4 exons. Lineage: Eukaryota; Fungi; Ascomycota; Leotiomycetes; Thelebolales; Thelebolaceae. Gene Ontology annotation, molecular function: protein binding.